Aspergillus glaucus CBS 516.65 is the source of this 867-nucleotide messenger RNA. RefSeq lists its product as uncharacterized. NCBI's taxonomy places the organism in Eukaryota, Fungi, Ascomycota, Eurotiomycetes, Eurotiales, Aspergillaceae. The transcript has 3 exons. The coding region runs from base 1 to 867 and encodes 288 amino acids. The record is from RefSeq and is a predicted model, not a curated record.
AUGAUCUUGCCUCUCGAUCUCCCGGACCGAAGUUUCUCAAACGCCGCCACGACGUCUUUGAAUCUCUCCAUAUGGAACCGAACCUUCUACGGAUACGUGUUGGCUCUACCCGUCGAUACCGAGAUCGCUCGAGUACGAGGUGCAUACGGAUACCAAUUCCCCAAAUGGCUCGCCAACAUCAAUCUGGGGAUGGACGAUCACAACAUCAAGGCCGACAUCACCGCGACCAAUGGGACACCCGAUCUGACGCUGGACGUACCCCUUCCGGCUCUGAAGACCAUCCCGUCCCGAUCCUUGGGACCGUUCUACAGACACCUCGAGGAUGACGAAAUCACCAUCGACCUCCCUCAGCCAGGAAAAGUGGCCACCCUACCUAUUCUGGCGCAAAUGAGCUCCAUUGGCGUCUUUUCAUGGUACUGCAUCUGUAUCAAACCGCCCAAAUCCUACGACGUCAGUGACAUGACCGUCACGGCUUCGGCCCUGGCAGACGACCUAGACGCAUUGCCCACCGCUGCAAUUGCCCUUCUCGUCUCAGGAAGGAGUUCACAGACCGGAGAGAAGUCCGUGUAUGGCUACUACAUACCUGAUCCUGAAUUCGAGAUACGCUUUUCGUGGAAUACCACCCGACCUGGUCGUGAGCUGGAUGGAGGCGAACUGGUCUUUGGGGAGAAGAGGAAUGGUGUUGCACUAGUGCUGCAGCAGGACUUGAAGAGGGCGAUUGUGUCUCACAGUGUCUCUGGACAACAUGAGCCGGUGUAUCCUGCUACUGCCUGGAGAGGGGACUGGCGGAUCGAGAUCGAGGUGGAGGAUAUUGAGGUAUGGACUGAGCGGCAACCUGAAUAUGGCGAUAAAGAGGAAGAGGCAUAA